Trichechus manatus latirostris (Florida manatee) is the source of this 6829-nucleotide messenger RNA. RefSeq names its product HEAT repeat containing 1 (gene HEATR1). Gene Ontology annotation, molecular function: snoRNA binding. The record is from RefSeq and is a predicted model, not a curated record. Gene Ontology annotation, biological process: positive regulation of transcription by RNA polymerase I; maturation of SSU-rRNA from tricistronic rRNA transcript (SSU-rRNA, 5.8S rRNA, LSU-rRNA). Bases 175 to 6600 code for a protein of 2141 amino acids. Lineage: Eukaryota; Metazoa; Chordata; Mammalia; Sirenia; Trichechidae. The transcript is spliced from 45 exons. Gene Ontology annotation, cellular component: small-subunit processome; 90S preribosome; t-UTP complex.
CUCUUCUCUUGCCGUAGCCCUGAAACCGGAAGCUCUUCUGAAACAUGUCUUAUGUUUCCGGGCGAGAGCUGGGCUCGUUGGUACCAUGUGGGUGCUGUCGUGAAGAGUUGUUGUCUUCUAAACCCUGCUUGAAGUCCGAGUUCGGGAAAUUCACUUCUUCCCCUUGCAUGAAAGAUGACGUCUUUAGCUCAGCAGCUGCAACGACUCGCCCUCCCUCAAAGCGAUCCCAGUCUCUUGUCUAGAGAGGAAGUUGCAUCUUUGUUGUUUGACCCCAAGGAGGCGGCCACCAUCGACAGGGACACCGCCUUUGCCAUUGGAUGCACUGGCCUGGAAGAGCUGCUUGGACUCAAUCCUUCCUUUGAACAGUUUGAAGCACCAUUGUUCAGCCAGUUAGCAAAAACUUUGGAGCGCAGCGUUCAGACCAAAGCUGUGAACAAACAACUGGAUGAAAACAUUUCAUUAUUCCUUAUUCACUUGUCCCCUUACUUCCUGCUUAAGCCAGCACAGAAGUGUCUGGAGUGGUUGAUUCACAGGUUCCAUAUCCAUCUUUAUAAUCAGGAUAGCCUCAUUGCUUGUGUUCUGCCGUACCACGAGACAAGAAUAUUUGUGCGAGUUAUACAGCUUCUAAAAAUUAAUAAUUCUAAACACAAAUGGUUCUGGUUGUUGCCAGUUAAGCAAUCUGGAGUGCCCUUAGCUAAAGGAACUUUGAUUACUCACUGCUACAAAGAUCUUGGAUUCAUGGAUUUCAUUUGUAGUCUGGUGACAAAAGCUGUGAAGGUUUUUGCGGAGUAUCCUAGAAGCUCAGCUCAGCUGAGGGUGCUGUUGACGUUUUAUGCUUCUACCAUCGUGUCUGCUUUGGUGGCUGCUGAAGACUUAUCAGACAACAUAGUCGCCAAGCUAUUUCCAUAUAUCCAAAAGGGAUUGAAAUCAUCUUUACCAGAUUACAGAGCCGCAACAUACAUGAUAAUAUGUCAGAUUUCUGUGAAAGUGACCAUGGAAGAUACCUUUGUUAAUUCACUGGCAUCACAGCUCAUCAGAACAUUGACCAAAAUCCCCUCUUUGAUCAAGGAUGGACUAGGUUGCUUGAUAGUACUCCUGCAGAGACAGAAGCCAGACAGCCUUGGGAAAAAGCCAUUUCCUCACUUAUGUAAUGUUCCUGAUCUUAUUACAAUACUUCAUGGAAUUUCUGAAAGAUAUGACAUCAGUCCUCUUCUGCGUUACAUGCUUCCCCACCUGGUUGUUUCCAUCAUUAAUCAUGUUACAGGAGAAGAAUCUGAAGAGAGAGAUGGUGAAAUCUACAGGAGACACUUAGAAGCUAUACUCACAAAUAUAUCUCUGAAGAACAACUUAGACCAUUUGUUAGCUAGCAUUCUUUUUGAAGAGUAUAUUUCAUAUAGCUCACAGGAAGAAAGUGAUUCUAAUAAAGUAUCUUUGCUUAAUGAACAGUUUCUUCCACUUAUUAGACUUCUAGAAAGCAGAUACCCCAGAACUUUAGAUACUGUAUUAGAGGAACACCUAAAGGAAGUCACAGAUCUAAAAAAACAAGAGCUUUUUCACCAAUUUAUUUCUCUUUCUACAAGUGGAGGAAAGUAUCAGUUUUUAGCAGAUUCUGAUACCUCCUUGAUGCUCAGUCUGAAUCAUCCACUUGCUCCUGUGAGACUUCUGGCCGUUAAUCAUCUGAAAAAUCUCAUGGAAACAUCAAAGGAGAGUAUUGAUGAGUCUUUCAUAAAAGAAGCUGUUUUAACCCGAUUAGGUGAUGAUAGUAUAGAUGUUGUUCUGUCAGCUCUAAGUGCUUUUGAGAUUUUCAAACAACACUUUAGUUCAGAAGUAACUGUUGCAAAUCUUCUGAACCUCUUUCAAAGAGCAGAACCUUCAAAGAAUAGGGAGUGGUACAAGGUACUUGAGAUAGCAGCAGACAUAUUAGUUAAAGAAGAGAUCCUGAGUGAAAACUACCAGUUGGCAAAUCAGGUGGUGGUGCAUUUGCUGCCGUAUAUGGUCAUCAUCAGUGAUGAUAAGGAAUCUGCUGAGAUGAAAAUUGCUGUAUAUUUAUCAAAAUCAGGAAUUUGUUCUCUGCACCCUCUAUUAAGAGGCUGGAAAGAAGCUCUUGAAAAUGUGUUUAAAAGCACAAAGUCAGGAAAACUCACUGGUAUAGCAAAUCAGAAGAUAAUUCGAUUGUUGGCGGAUAAUAUAAAUUCAGGGGAUCCUUCUUCAAUGUUAAAGAUGGUGGAGGAUUUAAUAAGUGUUGGUGAAAAGGAGGCCUGUAACCUGAGGCAGAAAGUGACGUUUCACGUGAUCACGUCUGUGCUUGUCGGUUGCUGUUCAUCUUUAAAGGAAACUCACUUUCCAUUUGCGAUGAGAGUCUUUGGUUUGUUGCAGAAAAAAAUAAAGAAGUUGGAAAGUGUCAUUACUGCAGUGGAGAUCCCCCCAGAAUGGCAUUGUGAGCUGAUGUUAGACAGAGGCUUACCAGUGGAGUUAUGGGCACAUUACAUAGAACAGCUGAACACGGGUCAGAUGAUUGCUGUGGAGGACUCUGUCUUACUUGUAUUUGCACUAAAAAAUUUUAUUCAUGCACUGAAGGUUCCUAAGUGUUUUUCUAAAGAUGAUAGAUGGUGGAAUCCUGAGCAACUGAAAGAAGAGAGCAGAGACUAUCUGCACUUGCUUAUUGAGCUCUUUGAGAUUAUACUCGCUGGUGCUGAUGCCACUCAUUUCAGGGUUCUCAUGAAACUUUUCAUAAAGGUACAUCUAGAAGAUGUUUUUCAGUUAUUCAAGUUCUUUUCUGUUUUAUGGACCUAUGGUUCUAGCCUUUCAAAUCCACUCAAUUGCAGUGUGAAAACAGUGCUGCAAUCUCAAGCUCUUUAUAUGGGUUGUACAAUACUGUCUUCUCAGAAGGCAAAGGAUAAACACCAGCUUGUAUCCACGUCUUCUCCAGUGAUAUCACUGCUCAUUAAUUUGGGAAGCCCCAUAAAGGAAGUACGUCGGGCUGCCAUUCAGUGUCUCCAGGCCCUCAGCCCAGUGCAGUCCGAGUUUCAGCUGAUCAUAGAUUAUUUGGUUCCUAAAGCAGAGGAGAUCACCUCAGAUGCCACCUAUGUCGUUCAGGAUUUGGCUACUUUAUUUGAGGAACUACAGAGAGAAAAAAAAGUAAAAUCUCAUCAGAAGCUGUCUGAAACCUUGAAGCACCUACUUAACUGUGUAUAUAAUUGCCCAUCUUAUAUCGCAAAAGAUUUGAUGAAAGUACUGCAGCACGUCAACAGUGAGGUAGUGCUUUCUCACCUGUUGCCAAUGGUUGAAAAACUGCUAGAAAAGGUCCAGAAGGAGCCUAUAGCUGUCCUGAAAGACGAGGCCAUUGUUUUAUAUCUCACUCUGGGAAAAUACAAUGAAUAUUCAGCUUCGCUUUUACAUAAGGACCCAGUGAGUCUAGAUAUAUUCAUGAAAGCUGUGCACACAACAAAGGAACUUGUCACAGGAAUGCCAACCAUUCAGAUCACAGCCCUCGAAAAGAUUACGAAGCCAUUUUUUGCAGCUAUAUCAGAUCAAAAAGUUCAGCAGAAGCUUUUGGGAAUGCUGUUUGAUUUGUUGGUGAACUGUAAAAAUACACAUUGUGCUCAGACUGUUGGCAGUGUUUUUAAAGGGAUUUCUGUUAAUGCUGAACAAGUCAGAAUAGAACUGGAGCCACUGGAUAAAGCUAAAUCCUUGGGCACAAUUCAGCAAACAAGAAGACAAAAAAUGCAGCAGAAGAAAUCGCAAGAUCUAGAAUCUGCUCAGGAAGUGGAAGGUUCUUAUUGGCAAAGAGUAACCCUCAUUCUAGAAUUACUGCAGCACAAAAAGAAACUCAAAAGUCCUCAGAUAUUGAUACCAACUCUUUUUAACCUGCUUUCAAGAUGUUUAGAACCUUCGCUGUUGGAGCAGGGGAAUAUGGAAUACACCAAACAAUUAAUUCUUAGUUGUCUGCUCAACAUCUGCCAAAAACUCUCUCCAGAUGGUGGCAAAAUACCAAAAGAUAUUCUAGAUGAGGAAAAAUUCAAUGUGGAAUUGAUAGUCCAGUGCAUCCGCCUUUCUGAGAUGCCUCAAACCCAUCAUCAUGCCCUUUUACUACUGGGUACUGUUGCUGGAAUAUUUCCCGAUAAAGUUCUACACAAUAUCAUGUCUAUUUUUACAUUUAUGGGAGCCAAUGUCAUGCGUCUAGAUGAUACUUACAGUUUUCAAGUUAUUAACAAGACAGUAAAAAUGGUUAUUCCAGCGCUUAUUCAGUCUGAUGGUGGAGACUCUGUAGAAGUCACAAGAAACAUUGAAGAAAUCGUGGUAAAGAUCAUUAGUGUAUUUGUGGAUGCGCUGCCACAUGUUCCAGAACACAGGCGCCUGCCCAUCCUUGUUCAACUUGUUGACACACUAGGUGCAGAGAAAUUCCUCUGGGUCCUCCUCCUGUUGUUCUUUGAACAGUACGUCACUAAAACGGUGCUGGCAGCUGCCUAUGGAGAAAAGGAUGCUGUAUUAGAGGCAGACACUGAAUUUUGGAUUUCAGUCUGUUGUGAAUUUAGUGUCCAGCAUCAAAUACAAAGCUUGAUGAAUAUCCUUCAGUAUUUAACAAAGCUGCCAGAGGAAAAAGAAGAAACCAUUCCCAAAGCAGCAUGUAAUAAGAGUGAGUCACAGGAUGAAAUGCUACAGGUUUUUAAUGUCGACACUCACACUAGCAAGCAACUGCGGCAUUUUAAAUUUUUGUCUGUGUCCUUCAUGUCUCAGCUCCUGGCUUCCAGUCAUUUUAUCAGAAAGGUAGUUGAAAGUGGUGGUCCUCAGAUUUUAAAAGGCCUUGAACAGAGAUUGCUAGAAACUGUUCUGGGCUAUAUUAAUGCUGUAGCCCAGUCCCUGGAGAAAAAUGCAGACAAACUGACUGUGAAGUUUUGGCGAGCUCUCCUUAGUAAAGCUUACGACAUGUUAGAUAAGGUCAAUGCCUUGUUGCCUACAGAAACAUUCAUUCCUGUCAUCAGAGGGUUGUUGGGCAACCGACUGCCGUCUGUGCGCCGGAAAGCACUGGAUCUUUUGAAUAACAAGCUGCAGCAGAACACAUCCUGGAAGAAGAAAGUAGUUCACAGUUUCCUACAAUUAGUUCCAGUCCUUUUGGCCAUUGUGCAGCGUAAAAAGAAAGAGAUGGAAGAACAAGCAAUAAACAGACAGACGGCUUUGUAUACCCUAAAGCUUUUGUGUAAGAAUUUUGGUGCAGAAAAUCCAGAGCCAUUUGUCCCUGUGCUGACCACUGCAGUUAAACUGAUUGCUCCAGAAACCAAGGAGGAGAAGAACGUCUUGGGAAGUGCACUGCUGUGUAUAGCAGAGGUGACCUCCACCCUGGAAGCACUGGCGAUACCCCAGCUCCCCAGCCUGAUGCCGUCGUUGUUGACGACGCUGAAAACCACCCUUGAGCUGGUCUCCAGCGAGGUCUACUUGCUCAGUGCCUUGGCCACCCUGCAGAAGGUCGUGGAGACCCUCCCACACUUCAUCAGCCCCUACCUUGAAGGGGUCCUGUCACAGGUGAUUCACUUGGAGAAAAUCACUAGUGAAAUGGGUUCUGCCUCACAGGCUAAUGUCCGUCUCACAUCUCUUAAAAAGACACUGGCGACCACACUAUCACCCCGAGUCUUACUGCCAGCCAUCAACAAGACUUACAAGCAAAUUAAAAAGACAUGGAAGGAUCACAUGGGUCCAUUUAUGAGCAUCUUGCAGGAGCAUAUUGGGGUGAUGAAGAAGGACAUGCUCACCAACCACCAGUCUCAGCUCACCAAAUUUUUCUUAGAGGCCUUGGACUUCAGAGCACAGCACUCGGAGAAUGAUCUGGAGGAAAUUGGAAAAAUUGAAAACUGUAUCAUUGACUGUUUAGUAGCCAUGGUUGUAAAGCUUUCUGAAGUCACCUUCAGACCCCUGUUCUUCAAGCUGUUUGAUUGGGCUAAAACAGAAGAUGCCCCAAAGGACAGGUUACUGACAUUUUACAACUUGGCAGAUUGCAUUGCUGAGAAACUAAAAGGACUUUUUACUCUCUUUGCUGGCCAUUUAGUGAAGCCUUUUGCUGACACCUUGAACCAGGUGAACAUCUCCAAAACAGAUGAAGCAUUUUUUGACUCUGAAAAAGACCCUGAAAAGUGCUGCUUGCUGUUGCAGUAUAUUUUGAAUUGUUUAUAUAAAAUCUUCCUUUUUGAUACUCAGCAUUUUUUAAGUAAAGAGAGAGCAGAAGCCUUGAUGAUGCCUCUGGUGGAUCAGCUAGAAAACAGACUUGGGGGAGAUGAGAAGUUCCAAGAGCGGGUGACGAAGCACUUGAUACCUUGUAUUGGGCAGUUCUCCGUGGCUGUGGCAGAUGACUCUCUGUGGAAACCACUGAACUACCAGAUUCUGCUAAAGACGAGAGACUCCUCACCCAAGGUUCGAUUUGCUGCUUUGCUUACUGUGUUAGCAGUGGCUGAAAAACUAAGAGAGAAUUAUAUUGUCUUGCUACCAGAAUCCAUUCCUUUCUUAGCAGAACUGAUGGAAGAUGAAUGUGAAGAAGUAGAACAUCAGUGCCAAAAGACUGUUCAGCAACUGGAAGUCGUACUGGGAGAGCCACUCCAGAGCUACUUCUAAAACUUUGCUUUUUAGUGUUUCAUACUCUGUUCAGACUUCAGAUUUAUUUUUCAUGUUUUUGUUUUUGGAUUUUGGGUGCCAUAUUUCUGUUGGUACCUUAACACCCACUUGGACUAAAGAUAUUUAAUCAUUUCUUUACAAAAUUCCCACCUGGUUUGUGCUACCACAUAAGCUUCUCCUCCCAGUUGUAUAUAUUUGCAAAAAGAGUAAAUCGUACAUGGUGUUUUUA